CUCGUACCUCACCCAUCCCCCCUUUCACUCACCGCAGUGCUUUGGUGUGUCAAUGCUGCCUGACUCUGCCUCCUGCACCCCUCCGUACGACUGGGUGUCAAGACAUGCUCCCCCUGUUGAUGGACGACUUCGUGCUUUUCCCGUCAUUCACACCUGAAAUAUCCCACGACCGCCAUGGAAAUUUGAAGCAAAAAGCAAAAAGCACCACGCUCUCUGGUACUGCUAGCACCGCACACCCGCGCAAUCCAUCAUAUACUGCCCCGAGAUCCGCCACAUCAGCUCCGGAUGAGCGGCGGCGCGGCUCCCUCAUCGUGUCGAGACCUGCUCGCUGUGCUGAAGAGAACAAGCUGUCAAGGGCCAUCUCACCGGCUUCAAGCCCGGGACGAUUGGAACGUGGCAGGCGUGCUCGCCCUCCGCAGGUGUACUAUCCUCCGUCACCGCCGCCAACUCCGCGGAUACAGCGCCUGCCUACGCCUGAUUUCGACCUUGAGGAUCGAGCAGGACCGCAAAAAUGCCUCGACCUCUGCGGGUGCUGUCCCACAGAUGGAGAGACUCGUGAUAGCGGGCUUCACGUCUACGAGGAGGGAAGACUAAGGAUGAAUAGACGCUUGGCGGAUGCUCGACAAUAUAUUGCGCAAAGCACCACCGGGCACAGGAUACGUCGAUAACUAGGGCAUUGCGAUGUGCACAUCGUUUCUUGAGUCGAGCUGUUCUGAUGCAACACGGAGUUUCUUGGUGUUUUUACAAUGAUUCCAACGACUGGGCCCACGGAUGGCGCUGGCGUGUGGUGGCUCCAUGACGUUGGCAGGCACGCCGAGAUUUUGUAGCAUGCUAUUUUGUAUGCGAUUCUUGAUUUGCUUUGGAGUAAACAUGUGAAAUGGUUCGCGCAACAACGCGAUUUGGGGGCUGCCUGGACUGGAAUCGCGUUUGUGGUUGGAGCCGCCCCGUGUAAGUGGUGGGUGACCUGGAGGGAUAUUCAUCACGGCCUGAUUAGAACCAAAGGCGCCAUUCA
Messenger RNA from Microdochium trichocladiopsis, 1012 nucleotides. RefSeq lists its product as uncharacterized. Bases 105 to 668 code for a protein of 187 amino acids. The transcript is spliced from 2 exons. NCBI's taxonomy places the organism in Eukaryota, Fungi, Ascomycota, Sordariomycetes, Xylariales, Microdochiaceae. The record is from RefSeq and is a predicted model, not a curated record.